Molecule: messenger RNA, 360 nt
Organism: Trypanosoma rangeli
Lineage: Eukaryota; Euglenozoa; Kinetoplastea; Trypanosomatida; Trypanosomatidae
Product: a44l protein-like protein
Exons: 1
Coding region: 1-360 (119 amino acids)
Source: RefSeq, a predicted model, not a curated record
AUGACCACUCGAGAUGCCAGUGGCAUCGACCCCGCUCUGCUGCGGCCCGGCCGCUUCGGCUAUAGGUUGCACAUGGACUGCAUGCGGCUGCCGGAGUUGCUCGAGUUAUUGGGCCUUUAUUACGGCACGGAACCCUGCACGAAUGCUUUACAAGCGUGGCAGGAAGUAGAAGUCACUGCCUCUAAAAGGGUUCGUCGGCUGCGCCAGGAGGAGAUCAAUGAGGUGCGUCGCUGCGUUGUCUCGCUUUCGCAAGGUGACUUUAGCAUCUGUGGUGCAGUUGCAGACUCCAUGUGUUUUGCUGCGCCGUCACUGAAGGCGUUUCUCGAUGCGCUGCGACGCCGUCACCACAGUGGGCGCUAA